GACACCGUCCGGUGAACUGCACUGCGGUCAUGGCAUGACGAGUGGCGAGCCACUGGUUGAAGACCACCAUGCCGGGGGGCGACAGACUGGCGGUGGUUCGCGUCACUAGCGAUGCCGUUUCAGCUGAAGAGCCCGAUAUUCGUGUCAGUGCGGGCGCGGUCAGUGCGGGCGCGGUCAGUGCGGGCGCGGACGGCGACCGCCAAGAUCGCGAGACGGCCUUGACGGGAACUUCGAUGGCCAAUCUAGGCUAUAUUGAUGACGAGGAGGAUGAUGAACCACUUCCUUGGUCUGGUAGCUAUGUUUUUGCAUGCUUACUACUGCCCAUGGUGAAUGGCUGCCUCUCAAAGUCCUUUUGGCCUUGUUUCACCUUGUACUAUGUCACGAUGUCAUGGCCCUUGUGGAGAUGCGGCUUGGCAAUCUCCAGCGGAGCUCUUGUGCACUGUUUGAUGCAACAAGUCCUCCACAAAGCUGGGCUUUGGACGUCGCUGCCGGUAGCUCUCAUACAUUUGAUCUUUGCGGUUCUCGCGCUGGUCUACAUCACUGAGGAAUGGGCAAUCUUUGCAGAGAUGGUUUGCUUGCUGGGUCUCGAUGCGAAGGUUGCCAUUGAAGGCCUGGCAUUCGACUGGUUCCAAUCGGAGCAUCCCUCCUUCGGCUUGCAGGCCAGCGCCUCGGUGGUCGCCUCUUUCACUCUGAGUCAUGUGUUGUCCUUUUCUCUCGGGGGUAUCAUCUACAACUUCACCGCCUGGGAAGGCAUUGCAAUCUUCCACAUCAGCUGUCAAGGCCUGAUUUUUGCCAUGCUCCUUUCUUCGCCUCCAAAUUGGAGGUCCUUGAAGCACUUCUUUUCUGGAAGGGAUGCUGGCCGGGGCGGUGGCAUGAAAUCCAUCGUGCCUGAGGAGACCGAUGACAAGCAAUGGGAAAUCCAAAGCGUGGGGGAGGCCGCGGAUCCUGAGUCCCCCAAGUCCCCUGAGGUCGGGGCAGCAUCGGGGACCACGAGAACGCUUGCUCCCGCCCAAAAGGAUGAAGGAGAUCAGGCCCGUCUCGCACGGAAAUCGGUGAAAUCGGCCAUGAGUACUCCUGAAGAGGGCAAAACGAGGAAGUCGACUCUGACAGUUGGUUCUCAUUAUUCACAGGCAAGAAAGUCCAUGGCCAGGGGCUCGAUCAUGUCCAGAAACUUUCAGGGGACAGGAAAACGACCGUCCCUCUUCUUGGUUGCAACCACCGUGACCGCACAGAGAACCACAACUUUUUCGCGCGCUCCGGCGAUUACAAAACGCAUCUCCAGCUGGUCUCAGAGAGGUUCAACCGUGUCUGUGAACGCCGUGGAGGGUCGCUUUGUGGUUGACAAAGAUUUGCGGUUAGCCUUCGCUGCACGGAAUAGCACCCAUUGGGGGUUGAAGGAAGUAGAUGCAGAUCUGCGCUUUCCAAUGACUCUGGUGGCCUGUACGAAUUGGGUGUGUCACUUUUCGAUGCUCUCCCAACUCUCCACCUUUGCCCUACUGCUCUCGCGGCAAGGCUGGACGUCGGCCAUUUGGGCGGGCGUCGCGCAGUCGGGUGGCGAGGUCUUGUGUAUUGUUGCCACAUUGCUGAAGGGAUGCUUCAGUCCUGACGAGGACCUGGAGGAAGAGGACGAUCCACCCAAGCGUGGGGCUUUAUAUCGUUGCUUCUCCUUCGUUUUUAGCGAACCCUACAAUGUCAGCGUGUAUUUGCUGGUCUUUGCCGCCAUCAACUUUUGCCUCAUCAUUCCUGAAGCUGCAGGCGUCGUGGCAGCACAGGUGCUCUUUAGCACGACCUAUGCCCUUGCCGACAAAGCUGCGCAUGACAUGUACGUCCUGUACAGCUGUAUUGGCAAUCCAGAUAUGUUGUACACGGUGGUGUCCCUGGGCUACGGCGCAGCGGUCGUUGGAGGAAUCAUGGCUGGAGUGCUGACGUUGAGCCUCUAUGACAUCGACGUAAUGAUCCCUUUCCUCAUCAUCGGCGGCCUUUGUUUCAUGAUUUGCGUGCAAUAUACCGCUGGAUUCUGCUGCCGCGUGGGGACGGAUAUUCUGACAUCUGAGGCGGAUCGUGAAUGAAGCUCUCGAAGUGGUCCCCUCCUUUUUUCUGUGACAACC
Cladocopium goreaui is the source of this 2108-nucleotide messenger RNA. Lineage: Eukaryota; Dinophyceae; Suessiales; Symbiodiniaceae. The record is from the annotation of a GenBank genome assembly.